Messenger RNA from Daphnia magna, 1727 nucleotides. RefSeq lists its product as uncharacterized. NCBI's taxonomy places the organism in Eukaryota, Metazoa, Arthropoda, Branchiopoda, Diplostraca, Daphniidae. The coding region runs from base 74 to 1447 and encodes 457 amino acids. The record is from RefSeq and is a predicted model, not a curated record. The transcript has 8 exons.
UUGAAAACCACGUGCUAGUUCUAGAAUUCUCUGUGUUAGGUUCUCAAUUUUCUCGACUUUUGAGUGUGUUAUCAUGCCUCGCGCUAACAAAUUGCCGAAAUAUGCCCUUUUUGAUUUUAAUGAUGGGUCUGUGGAAACAGGGACAAGUAGUCUGAUUGACGUGGAGUGUGAUGGUGAUGAAACAUCAGACAGAAAUUUCCCGUAUGAUGUGUCUCAUUUUGUUUUCUGGCCGCAUCGGCCAUCCAAAAAUGCUGAAGAAGAAGAAAUAGUGAAACUAAAGCAAUGUGCCAAAAUUCUUCUUUUUGGUAAUGACUUGAUUCUACUAAAACACUAUCGUGAUCAGCUCGCCGAUGAAAUUCUGCCAGUUGCAAGUUUUGGGAAGAUCAGAGAAAAAAUCUGGGAGAAAACUGACAAACCUGACGAGAAAAUUAAUGGCCAGAUUCAGAUAGCCCUAGGUAGUGGGGAACGCCAGUCUAAGAGAUUAAAGGAAAAAAAGUAUAUGAGUGAAGAAACCAGAGACACAAGUAAACCAAAAACAGCAAAGCAAUCUGUGGUGAGAAAAACAGGCGUGAAAAAGAAGCAUGACAUCCAAAAAAGCGAAGACAUCUUGAAAAAAAUUACGGAGCAGAAGGCUCUUUUUGACAAUUUUGAUGAGAAGCCUAGCGACCACACAUUCCAAGAGCCAGUCAAAAGAAAGAGAACUAGUGAAUGUUCGGGAGACUCGACAGCCACAACGCUAUUAGAAACUGAUGGUGUCCGUUCAGCAGGCAGGGCUGGCAGCGAAGUAAACAAAUUCAUUUCGUCUCCAAAAACUCGAAAAUUGUCAUCGUCUUCUGUAUUUUCGCCUGCGACGAGUGACGAAGAAAGCUCUGAUGGCCCUGAAAAGAAAUCCAUUUCAAAUGCUGAUUUAUCGACAUCAGCGUUUGAGGUUGGAGGUUGGAGGUUGAGGUUGGAGGCCUUGAAAGCCGAAAUGAUUCAAAAGUCCUGUGACGACAUACAGUCCCUGAAAGACAAGGUGCGAUAUCUACAAGAGGAAAACGACAACCUUAAAUGCAAGCUGAAGUUCUGCGAAGAGUUCACCAACGUCAGGACAUGGAUUGACCAACUCAUCGCAAAACAAAAGGCGAAUAAGCAGCUGUCGUCGUCAUCCGAGUCGUCAUCUGACGUUAUUGCCACUGUCAGCAAAAUCGAUGAGCCCCCUCGCAACUGCAGUGAGGCUGAGGCGGCUAAGUUGGAAUCUAAAAUCGACUUGGAAAACCCAUUGUUUAUCGAGGCUCAAUUUCCAAUAACCGAAAAGGUUAUUGAUAGUAUCCCCUUAAAAAUAAAAAAUCCGACAAACGCUUUGUCGCUGCUCUUUUACGUCUUAUGUAUCCGGAAGAAUAUCUUGCAACACACACUAUGGGUGCCAACAUCACUGGUAAACCAUCAAUGGAUGAAAAGGAACUAACACAAAUAAUUGACCAAACUCUUAUCUACUUUAACUACAUCAAACUUCCCAAAAAUGAAAAGGACGAAAAGAUUUCCGUUAUUAGAAAAGCCAUCACCACAACUCUGAAUAACAUCAAACAGAAGAAUAGAAAAAAAUAGGUGACAUUAAAACUUAAUUCGAGUUAUGUAUGUGCCCCUUAAAAUACAAGUGAUUUCACUCAAACUUCAUUCCCCAUUUAUUAUACAAUUAAUCGUAUAAGUAUGAAUUAAAUGCGAACAACUAUAGAUAUUAAUUGCGU